AUGCCUCCUCACACGUGCGAGAUCUGCAAGACAGCACGAGCGCAGAUCGUACGACCGAAGAACCACGCUCGAAUCUGCGCACCCUGCUUUACAGCCAUUUUCGAAGACGAAACCGCCGAAACGAUCAUAUCCACGAAACUUUUCGAACGAGGCGAGAAAGUGGCAAUAGGAGCUUCGGGAGGCAAAGACAGCACUGUUCUCGCCUCAGUCCUCAAGACGCUGAACGACCGAUAUGACUGGGGUCUAGACUUGGUUUUGUUGUCAGUGGACGAAGGAAUCACAGGAUACCGAGAUCACAGUCUGGAAGCUGUGAAAAGACAUAGUGCGCAGUAUGACUUGCCGUUAAAGAUCGUGAGCUAUGCGGAGCUGUAUGGUUGGUCAAUGGACCAAGUCGUGGCGCAGAUUGGGAAGAAAGGGAAUUGCACAUAUUGCGGUGUCUUUCGACGUCAAGCCCUCGAUCGAGGAGCUUCCAUGCUGGGAGUGGGGCAUGUGGUAACAGGACACAACGCCGACGAUGUCGCGGAGACGGUGCUUAUGAACCUGCUGCGAGGAGAUUUGCCACGGCUGGGAAGAGCUACGAGUAUCAUUACGAGCACACCUUCGGCGAAAGCAGCUACAGGAAAGGAUGGAGAGGUGGGAAUCACAAAUGUCAAGAGGUCGAAGCCGUUGAUGUAUGCGUACGAGAAAGAGAUUGUGCUGUACGCCCACCACAAGAAGUUGGACUACUUCAGCACGGAAUGCUUGUACAGCCCGGAAGCAUUUCGAGGAUCAGCGAGGACGUUGAUCAAGAAUCUGGAGAGGAUCCGGCCGGAGAGCAUUCUGGAUGUGGUCAGGUCGGGAAUUGACAUGGCAAAGUUGGUACCGAACGCAGAUGCGAGCAAUAAGGGGGCGUGUUCGAGUGAUGCGGCAACCGUGGCCAAGGGUGCGGAGGAUGAGGCUGCGGGAGGUUGUGGGACUGCAACUGGAGGAUCUAGUGGUGGAGAGAUGGCAGCGAUGGAGAAGAAACUGAGGGAGGAUGAAGCUGCUGCUACGAAUGGGGCGGAGACCGAGAUCAAAGCCCCGGUGAAGCCAACGACGAAUGGAGACGAUGCGGCCCAGGCGAUCGACGCGACUCAGAACACAGUUCCCCUGAGACCCAAAAAGGGCAAGAGGGGUGGUGAGAACCCUGGCAAUAGGGGCAAGCCGAAGCAGAUUUUGGGAUCGUGUGAACGAUGCGGGUACUUGUCUUCCCAAGCAGUGUGCAAGGCUUGUGUGCUGCUGGAAGGCCUGAACAAAGCCCGCCCGAGGACCGAGAUCGAAGUUUCUGGAGGAUGAGCAUGGGAGGGUACCAGAAUUCAUUACCCAGUCCAACUCGAGGAUACGCCCCGCUGACCUACGACACCUCGGUGCCCAAGUCGGAAGCUUGCCACAGCGAAUGUGGAGCUGCAAGCGACCUCUCAUCAGUCUCGUCGGCCGCAUUGUAGCAGCGGAUGGUUGAGGUCUCUGCGACUGUCUCUUGAUAUGAGCCGCCAGUCAGUCACCUUGCGUGUCAGUGAUGUCGCCGGAGCCGGAUUCGCUGAGCGUCAGCCCGGCCGGAACGACAUUCGUCGCCAUGACCGUAUUGCAC
Molecule: messenger RNA, 1606 nt
Organism: Zymoseptoria tritici IPO323
Lineage: Eukaryota; Fungi; Ascomycota; Dothideomycetes; Mycosphaerellales; Mycosphaerellaceae
Exons: 1
Coding region: 1-1314 (437 amino acids)
Biological process (GO): tRNA wobble position uridine thiolation
Cellular component (GO): mitochondrion; cytosolic tRNA wobble base thiouridylase complex
Molecular function (GO): tRNA binding
Source: RefSeq, a predicted model, not a curated record